Messenger RNA from Fulvia fulva, 297 nucleotides. RefSeq lists its product as uncharacterized. The record is from RefSeq and is a predicted model, not a curated record. NCBI's taxonomy places the organism in Eukaryota, Fungi, Ascomycota, Dothideomycetes, Mycosphaerellales, Mycosphaerellaceae. The transcript has 2 exons. The coding region runs from base 1 to 297 and encodes 98 amino acids.
AUGAUUACCAUUGCUGGUCUUCUUCUCGCUUUGACGUUAGCGGUCCAAGCAGCAGAUCAGACGCCAGACGUUGCCUACGGUCUUACCGUCGAACACCGUCCAGAUACAGCAUGGCGGCCCUGUCGUUCUACCGGAGACGACAGAACGAACUGUGGAUUCUGCUAUGGUCCGACUGGCGGCUUCCUCGGGUGGAAUUGUGAAUGCGAUACAUUCUGCUCUGGUACGCGGUCGGAAUGUUACUAUAUUCUCGAGUCAGAUCCGGGCACGUACACGAAGGUCAGCUGUGUGCGGGCGUAA